AUGGACCUCACUGAUCACCCACAAUCAUCCAGCAAGCCAACAGGCACUGCCAACAAGAUGGCUCUCGACCUCUCUUCGUUUGGGAUUCUCCCACCGGGAAUCCUGACCCAGCCGACACCUUUCUCACUCAACGUUUCUAUGAGAGAUAUCCAUCGCCUCUCGGCCCAAGUCGACCAGGCCAACAUCGCUGUGCCUCAGUAUUACAAUACCCACGCGGACCCUGUCAAUGGAACGUACGGAAUUUCCCGCUCCUGGCUUCUCGAUGCCCAGCAAAUCUGGCUCUCCGAAUUUGACUGGCGCGCGCACGAGGAACAACAAAACAAGUUCCCCAACUUCCGCAUCAACGUCACUCUCCCGUCAGACGGACAGGUUUUCGACCUCCACUUUGCCGCCUUGUUCUCCAAGCGUGAGGAUGCCGUCCCCAUCACCCUUCUCCAUGGCUGGCCAGGGUCCUGGAUGGAGUUUCUCCCAGUCAUGGAACUUUUGGUGGAGAAGUACACCGCCGACACUCUCCCCUACCACGUUGUUGUCCCGUCGAUCCCUGAUUACGGCCUCAGUUUCCGCCCCGAGGAGACCAAGGAGCUGACCAUGGCAACCGCGGGCGAGGCCAUCAACUCUCUCAUGGUUCAAUUGGGCUUCAAUGGAUACGUGGCACAGGGAGGAGAUGUUGGCAGCUUCCUGUCACAGGUGCUGAGCCAUCAUGACGAGUGCAAGGCUUACCAUUUAAACAUGUUUUUCAUGACAUCCCAACAGCAAGCCUCCGUCGCUCAUCUGAAUAUCUCGGCCGAAGAACAAGCAAAGGUGGACUACGCUGCGGCUUGGGCCACCACCGGUAACGCCUACGCUGUCGAGCAUGGAACCCGCCCUUCGACCAUUUCCCUGGUGCUUCAGACCAACCCAGUUGCAAUGCUAGCCUGGAUGGGUGAAAAGUUGAUUGAAUGGUCCGACAACAGACACUCCCCGUUCCCAUCUAUCGACACCAUUCUCUCGUUUGUCUCGUACUAUUGGUUGACCAACUCGUAUGCCCGGUCAAUGUGGGCGUAUUCCGAACUGACCAGCGUUGUUGGCGGUGAGCUUCCGCCAUACAACCCUUCGUUGACAAAACCCAUGGGCUACUCGUGCUUCCCGGUGGAGAUUGCCACGCUUCCUGAAUCUUGGGCUAGAGAGCUGUUCCCAAAUUUGGUAUUUUAUGGAGUUCAUGAAAAGGGCGGCCACUUUGCGGCACUGCAAGCCCCCGAGGCAUUCUUGAGUGAUAUUGAGCAGUUUUUGGCGAUUGUGAAGGACACUGUGCUAGGAUCAGCUUAA
Molecule: messenger RNA, 1305 nt
Organism: Podospora anserina S mat+
Lineage: Eukaryota; Fungi; Ascomycota; Sordariomycetes; Sordariales; Podosporaceae
Exons: 4
Coding region: 1-1305 (434 amino acids)
Biological process (GO): epoxide metabolic process
Molecular function (GO): epoxide hydrolase activity
Source: RefSeq, a predicted model, not a curated record